AUGGAUUGUAUGUAUUUAUUGAUGUGCUUCUCACUCAGUCAACUAUUUUUGGAUACAAUUUUCGCUGCAGAAACACAUGAACAACUCUCUGGGAAGUUAAGUGAAUAUGGUCUUAUCGUGCCAUUCAGCACAGACUCCCGUGGCAGGUACAUCUCUCACGUGGUCUCUGCUGGAAACGGAAGUAAAGGUGCUGCAGCCGCUGAUGGCGAUGGCGAUGGCGCCUCGGCCUUUGGCACCAAAAGAAGGGUGGCUCGCAGUGCCCCCGAGAUGCCCCCGGUCACCCACGUCCCGGCGCAGCACUUGUUUUUCAAUGUCACUGUGUUUGGGAAAGAACUGCACCUCCGCCUGAGGGCCAACAGGAGGCUGGUGGCCCCGGGGGCUUUUGUGGAAUGGCAAGAGGACUUUGUGGAAAAGGCCAAGGAACGUAUCCACGGGGACUGUGUUUUCACUGGAGACGUGAGCGACAUGCCGGAGGCCUCUGUGGCUAUCAGCAAUUGUGAUGGACUGGCAGGUCUGAUCCGGACUGAUAAUGGGGAGUUUUUCAUCGAGCCCCUCGAGAAGGGCCAACAGGACGUGGAAGUGAAGGGCCGUGUCCACGUGGUCUACCGCAGGUCGGCCAUAAAGCUGGAGACGGGCCAGCGGAGGGAGGACCUCCACAAUGAAGUGGCAGACUUCGGGAUCGCAGACCUUCCUGCGGCUCUGGAUCUCGUCGAACACAAACUGUCUGAGUCCGAGCGCAAAAGGCGGCACGCCAAGAAGGACGACUACAACAUCGAGGUGCUGCUGGCUGUGGACGACUCGGUGGUGCGCUUCCACGGCAAGGAGCAUGUGCAGAAUUAUGUUCUCACUCUCAUGAACAUAGUUGAUGAAAUCUACCAUGAUGAAUCUUUGGGAACCAACAUCAAUGUUGUCCUCGUUCGCAUGAUAAUGGUCGGGUAUCGACAGUCCAUAAGCCUGAUUGAGCGUGGCAACCCCUCCCGCAGCCUGGAGCAGGUGUGUCGAUGGGCCAACACGCAGCAGCGCCGCGACCCCGACCACGCCGAGUACCACGAUCAUGCCAUCUUCCUCACAAGGCAAGAUUUUGGUCCCGCAGGUAUGCAAGGUUACGCCCCAGUUACAGGGAUGUGCCACCCACUGAGGAGCUGCACUCUGAACCACGAGGACGGCUUCUCCUCCGCCUUUGUGGUUGCUCAUGAAACCGGCCAUGUGCUCGGCAUGGAGCACGAUGGCCAGGGGAAUCGCUGUGCAGAUGAGACCAGUAUGGGCAGCAUCAUGGCACCACUGGUCCAAGCAGCUUUCCACCGCUAUCACUGGUCACGUUGCAGCAAGCAGGAGCUCAAUCGAUACAUCCACUCCUAUGACUGCCUGCUGGAUGAUCCCUUUGAACACAAGUGGCCCAAGCUUCCUGAGCUCCCUGGGAUAAAUUAUUCUAUGGACGAGCAAUGUCGCUUUGAUUUUGGUGUUGGCUAUAAAAUGUGCACCGCUUUUCGAACCUAUGACCCUUGCAAGCAACUGUGGUGCAGUCACCCCGACAACCAGUACUUUUGUAAAACCAAAAAAGGUCCUCCGGUGGAUGGAACAGAGUGUGCACCAGGAAAGUGGUGCUUCAAGGGCCAUUGCAUCUGGAGAUCUAGCCAGCAGCCUCAGGGCCACGAUGGGAGUUGGGGCUCCUGGUCAAAGUUUGGCUCUUGCUCCAGAACAUGUGGAGGUGGAGUUCGCUCCCGCAGCAGACAGUGCAACAACCCUCCGCCUGCCUACGGAGGUCGGGAUUGCCCCAGCUCUGCUUUUGACUACCAGAUGUGCAACACGGAGGAGUGUGCCGGCCCUUAUGAGGACUUCCGUGCUCAGCAGUGUAUCCAGCGGAGCAACAAAUACCACAAAAACAUCAAGCAUACCUGGCUACCUUACGAGCACCCAGAUGAGGCCCGAAAAUGUGAGCUGAGCUGCAAGUCAAAGGAUACGGGAGAGGUGGUGUUCAUGAACCAGGUGAUGCACGAUGGGACCCGCUGCAGCUACUCAGAGCCCUUCAGCGUGUGCGCCCGAGGAGAGUGUCUGCAUGUAGGCUGCGACAAGGAGGUUGGCUCCUACAAACAAGAGGACAAAUGUGGAGUGUGUGAGGGCGACAACUCCCACUGUCGCACCGUGAAGCUGACACUCACCAAGACGCCCAAAAAGAAUGGAAUGCUGAAAAUGUUCGACAUCCCAAUAGGAGCCCGCCACAUUGUUAUCGAGGAGAAUGAGACUUCCCCUCAUAUAAUUGCUGUGAAGAAUCAAGUUACUGGUAACUUCAUACUGAAUGCAAAAAGUGAAGACGCUGAAACGAAGACCUUCAUCGAGAAUGGCUUGCAGUGGGAAUAUUCUCUCGAUGGUGCGAAGGAGAUCCUGAAAGCAACUGGUCCUCUGCAUGAAGGCAUUGUCGUGCUGGUCAUUCCCCAAGAAGAAGACGCAAAAAUCAGCCUGACAUAUAAGUAUAUCAUACAUGAGGACCUGUUACCGCUGAUUACAAACAACAAUGUCCUUCUGGCUGAACUAGACACAUAUGAGUGGGCACUGAAGAGCUGGUCUCAGUGCUCCAAACCCUGUGGAGGAGGCAUACAAUACACUAAAUAUGGAUGCAGGAGGAAGAGUGACAGCCGCUUGGUACAUCGAAACUUUUGUGAAACCAGCAAAAAGCCCAAACCCAUCCGCAAACGCUGCAAUGUCCAAGAGUGCAACCAGCCCACGUGGGUGGUGGAGGAGUGGAGUCCCUGCAGUAAGACCUGCGGGAAGCUGGGCUACCAGACCAGGGUGGUGCAGUGCAUGCAGGCGCUCCACAACGGCACCAACAGGCCCGUCCACAGCAAACACUGCACCGAGGAUCGGCCGGAGACGAGGAGGGCCUGUAACCACACCACAUGCCCCGCCCAGUGGAGGACAGGGGCGUGGUCUCAGUGCUCAGUGACCUGUGGCGAAGGGAUUCAGCAAAGGCAGGUGGUUUGCAAAGCCAGCGACAACACCAUCGGAGAAUGCGAGGUCGAGAAGCCCGAAACAGUCCUCAUUUGCAAACUAAUUCCUUGCCCAGGACAACCAGGGUCUCCUCUCACCGUUGGAAUAAUGGAAAACUCCACAACAAAAGACGAAGCUGUGCACCAAAGGGCUCCUGAAAACCCUGUCCACAAAAUCUCCUCAAAUGAGCCGUGUCUUGGGGAUAAAUCCAUUUUCUGUCAAAUGGAGGUUCUUGCCCGAUAUUGUUCCAUCCCUGGAUAUAAUAAGCUUUGCUGUGAGUCUUGCAACAAGAAAGAAAACCUCGCCACACAUGCUCCUGACCUCCAAAACACCCAAGUGGCCUCAGUUGAACCUGACGCCUCCGCUCCGUCUCGUCCUGCAUUACUCAAGACUCCUCCCCCCGCUACGACCCAGAGCACGCCGCAAACCACUAAAGCUAUCGUCAGGCGGCUUCGCUCCACUGCCCCGGCGCCAACCACCGGCGCCGCUGCCGAAGCCUCUCCACCCACAGGUGCUGCUCUGCCCCAGGGGCCCACCAGCAACUCCCUUCUCACAGCUGGGAAAGGAGACCCGGAUCCUCUUCUACCUCCAGGACCUCCACGGCCCGCAGCGGACUCCAGUGGAGGUGCCUCUAAAGAGCACAGUCCAAACAGCACUUUAGGCCCCGUCGCUGCCAGGUCAAAAAGGGACGAUAUAGGAUCCGAGAGGGACUCGAGUCACAGAACCCUGUCAGCUCAGCAAUGAACAGUGAGCGGUGUUGUGAACGUGCUGCUCAGUGAGACGGU
Molecule: messenger RNA, 3770 nt
Organism: Cyclopterus lumpus (lumpfish)
Lineage: Eukaryota; Metazoa; Chordata; Actinopteri; Perciformes; Cyclopteridae
Product: A disintegrin and metalloproteinase with thrombospondin motifs 14
Exons: 22
Coding region: 1-3729 (1242 amino acids)
Biological process (GO): proteolysis; extracellular matrix organization
Cellular component (GO): extracellular matrix
Molecular function (GO): metalloendopeptidase activity
Source: RefSeq, a predicted model, not a curated record